AUGGGCUGCAACAUGUGUGUGGUGAACAGGCCGGAGGAACAGUAUAGGAUUAUGUUUCAGAAGGGAAAUACUAUGCGUCCAAUUCAUGCAGAAGUAAAGCUGAAAGGCAGAAGAACAUCUCAUUUGUCCCAGGAUAAGGAUGGGCAGCCUCGUGAUCCUUUGCUUCUUCAGGUGGUACAUAAGGGUCACAGGAGGAGAUUGGGUGCUGUUGCUGGCACGGCCCGGCUCAUGGCUAUCACAGACUGCAUGGACAGUGCAUCCCAGACCGACAUCAGCUUCCAGAACAUUCUGAGUGGGGACAUAGGGACUUACCCAAACAGUGGAUCACCCAUGCCACCACCCUCACCUCCACUCACCCAGCUGGUGGAGCCAUACCUGCUCAAUGACCUUUGUUCUCUAGGGCAGGAAUAUGGAGAUCCAAAUGACUACUUCAGUGCCACUAACCAUGAGGUAGAUCAACAAGAAGAGUUGGAAUAUGAGGAAGUGGAGCUGUAUAAGUCGAGUCAGCAGGCUAAACUGGGUCUAACAGUCUGUUACCGCACGGACGAUGAGGAGGACCAUGGCAUCUACAUCGGGGAGGUAAAUCCACACAGUAUAGCAGCAAAAGAUGGAAGAAUCAGAAAGGGUGACAGAAUAUUGCAGAUAAAUGGUAUGGAGGUUCAGAACAGAGAGGAAGCCGUGGCCAUUCUGACCCAAGAGGACAGCACCAACUUCUCAUUACUGCUGGCCAGACCAGAGAUAGAGUCAGACACUCAUUUGGAUCCAGAGGAACUCGAUUGUGAAUUACCUGCAGAAAUGAGCACAGAAAGCCUUAAUACCUCCCCCCUGUCUGGCCUUUACCAUUUGAGCCAACAGAGAACCCAAGCGAGCAUUCCUGAGGAAGCCUCACAUCGGGAGACUCCCAUGCUCAGCCUAGCCACCCUCAGCAACAGUCAGGAGCUUGACAGUGGUGUGGGCCGCACUGACGAGAGCACAAAGAACGAAGAGUCGUCCGAGCAUGAUAUUCUUCUGGGUGAAGAGCAGACCAGCACCUCCAACACAAACGCCACCAACACGCCCGGCAGCUUGCGCAAGUUCAGGCCAGGCCGGAAAGGGGGAAGUGACACUCCUUCCCCGCUGUUUCCUUUCAGAGAGCUGUACCUCAGCACCGACUCACUGGAUUGUGGAAGUGUUGUUGGAGGUUACCUUCACGACCCUGUCAGCGGGAUGAUGAUGCCUGGCCUGACAGAGGAGGAAUGCAAGAGGUACAAGCAACUUCUAGAAAUCAAGUCUCGCUACGAGAAGAGGAUGAAGAGUGUGAAGAAUGUGCAACAGAACGAAGGAGGAACACAAGAGGAAGAUGAGGUUGUAGAGGAGAAGGCUCUUGAUGAAAACAGUAAUGAGAACCUCAUGAUGCCAAAUCCACACGAAAUGGCGCUUUUGGAAGAGGAAAUGAGGCACCUUGAGUUUAAGUGUCGCAAUAUUCUGCGGGCACAGAAGAUGCAGCAGUUAAGAGAGCGCUGUUUGAAAGCCUGGCUAAUGGAGGAAGAAACAUCUGGACGAGUAUCCGCUGAACCACAGGGAUCUCCGCAGCAUGAGUUGUCUGACAUCAAUGAACUGCCUGAGAAGGAACGAUCAGACAAGGACAGCACUAGCGCUUACAACACUGGGGGAGAGAGCUGCAAGAGCACACCAAUGGUAAGUGAACAUCGACUUCCUGUUUCUCAAAUGAACGAGUCAACAAGCCCUCUACCUAGUAGACACAGGGACCAACCAAACUGGAGUGAAAGAAGACGAGCAAGCCUCAACAAUUCUUAUUCACCUACAAGCUACAAGAAGUUUCACACAAACACUGCUAUAAACCAGAAUUUCCACUCACUUUCAAAAGAUGGCUCUGUCCGACGCUUACAAGAGGGCAUGACGCAAGUCUGCAAUUCAAGGGCAAGUAAUCAUGACAGAAAUGGUGGUCAUAGUGCAGAGUCCAGUCCUUACUUCACCCGACGCAGAAAUUCCAAUUGCCUCACUCCAGAACGGCACCGGAGUUGCAUGCAUCUGGGAUCCUCGCUUUCCGAAAGCUCUGGACCCCUGGAUAGAGCUGUGGAGGGAGAAAGUGAGGCCCCAAUUGGUGGUAGUGAUCAUGAGGGCCCCAUGAUCCUGCCUCAUCCAAUUCCAGUGAAGUUCUCUCUGGCCUUACCUCUGCUACUUCCUCCUGCCUCACCACACAUGGAAUGGAAAGUGAAGAUCAGGAGCGAUGGGACCCGCUACGUGGCCAAACGUCCAGUCCGAGAUCGACUCUUAAAGGCUCGCGCAAUGAAGAUCCGAGAAGAACGUAGUGGAAUGACUACCGAUGAUGAUGCCAUGAGUGAAAUGAAGAUGGGACGCUACUGGAGCAAAGAAGAGCGGAAGCAACAGCUGCUGAGGGCUCGUGAGCAGCGAAGACGCAGAGAGUUUAUGAUGCAGAGCCGCAUAGAGUAUCUGCGAGAUCGGGGGCUGGAUGCAGGGAGGGAUAGCCAGUCGGAGACAGGCCAGACACCAGCCUCCAUUCUGGAGAUCAGCCAUAAAAAAAGCUCAAAGAAACGCAACCGACGCAUACUGGACAACUGGAUCACCAUCCAAGAGCUACUAUCCCAUGGCUCUCGCUCUCCAGAUGGGACGAAGGUGUACAAUCCUUUAUUGUCUGUUACCACAGUCUGAGAGGAAAGAAUGGAUCAAUUAUCAACUUAAAGGAAUAGAUCACCCCAAAAUUACAUUUGGUUUUUGGUAACACACCUCAUGUUGUUUCAAAUCUGUAUGAAUUGUUCAUGGAACACAAAGAAGAUGCAGAAUUUUCCUGUGAAUUUUUCUUGAAUAGUUAACAACUUUGUCAUCUUGACA
Xyrauchen texanus (razorback sucker) is the source of this 2853-nucleotide messenger RNA. RefSeq names its product PDZ domain-containing protein 4-like. The transcript has 8 exons. The coding region runs from base 1 to 2673 and encodes 890 amino acids. Gene Ontology annotation, molecular function: protein binding. Lineage: Eukaryota; Metazoa; Chordata; Actinopteri; Cypriniformes; Catostomidae. The record is from RefSeq and is a predicted model, not a curated record.